Molecule: messenger RNA, 942 nt
Organism: Papilio machaon (common yellow swallowtail)
Lineage: Eukaryota; Metazoa; Arthropoda; Insecta; Lepidoptera; Papilionidae
Gene: Vkor
Product: vitamin K epoxide reductase complex subunit 1
Exons: 4
Coding region: 140-607 (155 amino acids)
Biological process (GO): vitamin K metabolic process; peptidyl-glutamic acid carboxylation
Molecular function (GO): vitamin-K-epoxide reductase (warfarin-sensitive) activity
Source: RefSeq, a predicted model, not a curated record
ACAUUUCUUUCUUGCCCUUAACCCCAAAGAGGGUUAGGCAGAGAUCGUGGAUUUCUAUUUAGCGCGAUUUUGUGUCAGGUGUUGUAAAAAACUUGUUAGUUGGAUCUGGCUAUAAUCUAAGUUGUACCAGCUAUUAAAAAUGUCAGUGACAGGUAUAAAUCGUGCUAUUAUAAUGACUUCGAUUGUUGGUAUAUUGAUAUCGACGUAUGCACUGUACGUAGAGAUGGCAGCCGAGGCGCAGCCCGGCUACAAGGCCCUUUGCGACAUUUCUGAACACGCGAGUUGUACGCGAGUGCUUACAUCAGAAUUUUCUAAAGGAUUUGGUUUUGUAGCCGAAGAUUCAUCUUUCGAGGUUCCUAACUGUAUAUACGGAGUUGUCUUUUAUUGCAUUGUCAUAUUUUUAUCAACAUUUGAUCAGGCAGCAGUAGUGCGUCUUCAACAGUUCCUGUGCCUAGCAGCGGCGGCGUCCUGUGUGUACCUCGCUUACCUCUUACUGUUUGUGCUCUUCGAUUUUUGUAUAGUUUGCGUUUCAACGUAUGUAGUUAACGGUAUGCUUCUAGUCUUUGUAAAUAAGAAGAUAAAUUUUCUGGCUGCAAAAAAUAAGUAAGCAAAUUGCGAAGAUUGAAUUUGAAAUAUAUUUAAAACAUAAAGUAUGCGAGCUUUACAAUUAUUUAGUGCAUUGUAGCGCCAUCUAGUGCUCAGUAUAUCAAUAAAUUUUUAGCGCCAUCUAUUGUAGAGUAGCGAGUUAGUUCAUAGAUGGCGGGCUUUUAAAAUAUAUGACUAUUCUCGCGCUUAGCCUAAAUAUAGCAUUUAACCGAAUCUUAAAUUAUAGAAAAUAAACAGAACACAAUUCAAUUUCUUUGUUAAAAUUAUAAAUGAGACGUCUUGUUUGCUGAACAGUGUAUAAAGUCACCUCCAAAGAUUAAAAGUAAAAAUUAGACC